AUUUUCUUCCUCUUCUCCACUCCUCUAUCCCCGUCCUCCCUGCCGCUAAACCCCCAUACAGAAUUCGCAGAGCUCCCCUGACAAUCUAAAUUCCUCUUCUCCGGUCGGCGACGCCCUCGAUAAUUCCGGCUUAAUUCCUCGAUUUUUUCGUUAUUUUUCUUUUAUUAUUGCGCAACCCUUUGCCAUCCUCAUUUUCACUUCGAUUCCGCAAACUCUCAACGCACACCGAACCUCCAAAACCUGUUGUUUCUUCAAGGGAAAAGUAGGCCAGUGGACAUGCGCUUAUCAUCUCAAAGUUGCACCUCCACCAAUACCACCUCAACCCUCACAAGGGGCCAGCGUCAAAGAGUUCUUCCAAUUCCUCGCGGUGUCAAUAUGGUAGUCUGGAGUCUAGAUAAUCGAUUUGUCCUUUCUGCUAUAAGGGUAAGAGGUAGCAGUGUUUGGGUGCUUAAUCCUAGAUGUUGGCUUCUUAACAUAUUUGCCAUUAUGCUGGUGCCAUUGUGCUUUUUAAUUAGAUUUCGAGGUGCAUAAAUUUGGCCAAAUAAUAUAUUACCACAAUGCAGAUUGCAGAAUGUGUAUCGAAUGCUACUGAUGGUAGCUUAGUUCAAUCUUUGACUGGUCAUACUGAAUCUGUAAGUCAUUUUUAUUUCUGAUUUGUGAAUCUUUUCUUGAAUCUUGUUAUUUUCGGCUUGCAUUUAGGAAGACUGGGAUUCAUCUAUCAUAUAACCAUAUGCCUUGGCUGAUAAAAAAAUUACCACAUG
This is a messenger RNA of Rubroshorea leprosula, 761 nucleotides long. NCBI's taxonomy places the organism in Eukaryota, Viridiplantae, Streptophyta, Magnoliopsida, Malvales, Dipterocarpaceae. The record is from the annotation of a GenBank genome assembly.